Messenger RNA from Owenia fusiformis, 381 nucleotides. The record is from the annotation of a GenBank genome assembly. NCBI's taxonomy places the organism in Eukaryota, Metazoa, Annelida, Polychaeta, Sabellida, Oweniidae.
GACAUGCGUUACUUCGACUUACUAUUUGGAGUUUGCUGUUGAGUUUGGAGACUGCAGCACUAUUGGUACCACUAUCACCAGUGCUGCUACAUCCCUUUUGAAUACCUUUAGAAGACACCUACCCUCAUUCAGUUACAAUAACAUGGCAUUUUGUGACGACUGCACAAUCGGUUCAUUUGAUACUGAUUGUAAGGCAGGGGUUUAUAGUGCACGUGCUGAAAUCAAUGCUGACUUUGCUGAAAGACUUGAAGACGUGAAUGAUAUUGUGGAAGAGAAAUUAGAUGAUCUUCUCUCAGGUAUUACUGGGACUGGAAUAUUGACGACAUUGGGAGUUGUAAAAGAUGAGGUCUCCUUGGAAGUCAAAUCAGUCGAUGGAGAAGU